This is a messenger RNA of Brienomyrus brachyistius, 301 nucleotides long. RefSeq names its product small integral membrane protein 36 (gene smim36). Lineage: Eukaryota; Metazoa; Chordata; Actinopteri; Osteoglossiformes; Mormyridae. The record is from RefSeq and is a predicted model, not a curated record. The transcript has a single exon. Bases 17 to 301 code for a protein of 94 amino acids.
UGAGGGCGGGACAACCAUGGGUAUCACGGAGUUCUACCUGGAGAUCGACCCGGUAACGCUGAACCUCAUCAUCCUCAUCGCCAGCUACGUCAUCCUGCUGGUAGUCUUCCUCAUCUCCUGCAUUCUGUACGACUGCCGUGGCAAGGACCCCACCAAGGAAUACGCCCCCGAGCCAGUGGCCGCGUCCCCGCAGUCACCCCUCCCUCUGGUGGUCAAGCAGGGCUCCCCAGCCUCUGCUCACUCAGCGCUCACCCCCACGGCCACCGCCAAUCUACACGAGAAGAGGAGCACGCUGGUCUGA